This is a messenger RNA of Meloidogyne enterolobii, 3099 nucleotides long. NCBI's taxonomy places the organism in Eukaryota, Metazoa, Nematoda, Chromadorea, Rhabditida, Meloidogynidae. The record is from the annotation of a GenBank genome assembly.
UUUUUUAAAAAAUAUAUAUUUAUGGGUUCACUUAAAGCUAUACCAAAUAUUUCUAUGAAUAAUAAAGCAGCUGUUAUUUUGUGUCAAUCACAACAACCUUCUAAUAAUAAAAUUCCAGAAAAACAAAAUAAUCAAAUUAAAGAUGUAUCUGCUAACAAUUCCUCCACCUCCUCCUCCUCUUCCUCAUCUUCAUCUUUAAAAUCACCAAAUAAUUGGUCUGAUCAGUUUCAUGAAUUUGUUGUUAGUUUUUACAGAAUUUGGGCUAAAUUUGUAAUUGCCCAUCCAAUCAAAAUAAUUAUUUUUUGUUUUUUAUUAACAAUUAUUUGUUCAAUUAAAAUGAUUAAAACAAAACGUGUAAAUGAACUUCGUGGAUAUACUCCUUAUGGAGCUAGGGCUUUACACGAAUUUGAUGUUCGGGAUGAAUUUUUUGGGCAAUCCGGGAUUGGAAUACGCUUUUUUAUUUUGAUAUUACCUAAAGAAGAGAAUGGGACAAUGUUGGAUGAAAAAGUAUUGGAUGAGGCUGUUGAGGUAGACAAUAUUAUACAGAAAAAUUUAACAAUAUACAACCGUAUAACAAACAAAGAAGAAUCAUACAAUCAAGUAUGCCGCCGUUUUUGUACAAUUAAUGAUCCUGUUAGUCUUUUUGCUAUUGGAUGGAAAGAACAACAAGAAAAUUUAAGAAAUGGUGAACCUUUAAAUGAAAAAACACGUUUAAAUUAUCCUUUUUCGAAAGUUAUGGACAUGAAUGUUAAUCUUCAGCUAAGCUUUUUCGGUGUGGAAUUUGGGAACAGUAGAAAUUACACAAAUAUGGAGAAAGUAGAAAUGAUUGUUCUUUUAUAUCGUGCUGAACGUAUUGGAGGUUGGACAAAUGAAGAUAUAUCUAAUUAUGAAAUGAGUGUUUCUAAUUAUUUUAAAAAUAACUUUACUGGCAAAUAUAUUCGAGUACUUUCUAUUUCUACUUCUUAUGCUCAAGUAGAAUUUGACCGUUCCGGCAAAAUUUUAAUUACUUUUGUUAGUGUUGGGUUAAUAAUUAUGUGUUUAGCUUCUUUAUUAAGUAAUUCUUUAUCGGCAACAUUUAUGAGACAAUUCUCUUUUUAUAAAUUUCCCGUUGCUUUAUUUGCCUGUUUAUGUCCUUUAAUGGCUAGUGGAACGGCUUUAGGGUUACUUUUCUUUGCUGGCGUUAGAAAUGCUUCAAUUCUUGGAUUAACUCCUUUUCUUAUUUUGGCUAUUGGAAUUGACGAUGCCUUUUUAAUGAUCCAUUCCUGGCAAAUGGCAACCUCAAAAAGAAGAAAAAAUAAUAUUUUACCCGCAGCCAUUAUUAGCGGGGAUGUAAUUACUAUGGAAGCUGAAAAAAGACUUAAAGAACAACAAAGAAAGCAAAUAGAUUCUUCCUUAGCUAAACAAUUAACUGAAGUAUUAGAAGAAACAGGUCCAGCAAUAAUGAUAUCAGCAUUAACAAAUAUAAGUUCUGACAUUAUUGGGUCUUUUACUGGAUCUCCAGAAAUUACUCUUCUUUGUGUUGGCAAUAUUGCUUCUAUUACUGUUGAUUUCUUUUAUCAAAUAACUUUAUUUACUUCUGUUUUAAUUAUUUGUGCUCGUUUUGAAUUUAACCAAGAAGUUAAAAAUGCUCAACAAAAUAACAAAAAUAUGAUAAUUGUAGAAAAUAAUACUCCCAACAACAACAAACAACAAAUUAAAAAUGAAAAAAGUUUUAGAAAUAAGAUUGAAAUUAUUUUUAAUAAAUUGGCUAAAAUUUAUGUUAAAAUAGUUUCGAAUAUUUGGGCUUCUAUUUUUAUUUGUUUUGUUUGGUUAACUGUUUUACUUGUUUGUAUUAAGGCAUUAACACAAUUCGAAAUAAAUUUAACAACCAAAAAAUUAUUCCCUCCAGAUUCUCCAUUAUUAGAAAUUGAAAAUUAUCGAGAAGAGAAAGUUCUCCCAUUUUAUACCCAAGCACAAAUAUUUAUUGAAAAUCCUGGGGAUUUAACAAAUAAAAAAAGAAGAAAACAUUUGGAUAAUUUAGUUGAUGAAAUGGAACAUUUGCCAAAUGCUUAUCCAGCAGAGAGUAGUUUUUAUUUUGUUAGAGCUUUUGAAGCUUUUGAAAAAUCUUUAUCUGAAGGAAAUGGAGGGGAAAUUAUUGAUGAAGACAACAGUAAUUUAACUACCACAACAACAAUUUCUUCAAUCCCAAAAACGCAAAAUUUUGAUUUGACGGAUUUAGAGAAUUUUCUUUUAUGGCCAGAAAAUACCCACUGGAAGGGUCUUAUCAAUUAUCACACAGAUAACCUAAAAAAUGAAAGUGAAUUAACUACAGAUUUGGAUAGUUUAAUGGUUACUGUAGCCUAUCAUGGAGAGGAAUUAAAAGAUUGGCAUUAUAGAGCUUUAAUGUUAAAUCAGUGGCGGUCUGUUGUUGAUAAAUAUAAUGAAGAAUUUAAUGUUACUGUUUUACAUGAUGAUGGUUUAUAUUUGGAUUUGUUGGAAAAUAUGCCAACAGAUAUUUGGCAAUCUGCAGUAGCUACUUUAUUUUGUAUGGCUAUUAUUUGUGCUUUAUUUAUGGGUAGUAAUUUCUUUGUUGUUUGUGUAACUACUGGGGUUAUUGCUUCUAUUUGUGCUGAAACACUUGGAAUAUUAUCUCUAACGGGAAUGUCUAUGGAUCCAGUUUUAAUGUCUGCAGUAAUUAUUUCUAUUGGAUUUAGUGUUGAUAUUCCUGCACACGUUUCUUAUCAUUUCCAUACAGCAAAAUGGGAAGAUGAAGAUAAUAAUGGAAAUCAAAAAACCAGAAAAACGCCUAGAAGCAUUCCAGAACGUGUUCAAAGGGCUUUUUCUUCUGUUGGAUUUCCUGCACUUCAAGCAUCAGCUUGUACAAAUGCCUGUGCAUUAGCAUUAUUAUUUUUACCUCUUUACAUAGCUCAAGUUUUUGCCCGAGUUAUUUUAAUUUGUAUUACUUUGGGAACAAUUCAUUCAUUAUUACUUUUGCCUGCUUUAUUUACAAUUGUGGCUAGUGUAGAAAAUUUUUAUGAUAAAUAUUUUGGUGAAAAUACAGUUAAAUUAAUAAAUGGAAAGAAACAAUUAAAGAAACAAAAUUCUUCAUUUCGAGUAUAA